AUGGAAGAAGGAGAACUACCUUGGCUUUUGGUAAAUGAAGUUGGUGGCAUACGUGGGAUAUUGCAUAGCCAUGUGCCAUUCCUGAAGAAACAUUUCCACCUCAUCACCAUGAAGGAAUUUCUUGAAAACAGAAAGGAUGUAGGCAAAAAGGUCCAAGCAAUCUAUUUGUGGUGGCACAAACCGGUCAUUGACAAAGAGCUCCUCCAGAGCCUGCCAAACUUAAAAGUGAUUGCGAAUUCGGGGGUGGGGAUGGAUCACUUGGAUCUGAAGCUUAUAGCUAGCUUUGGUGUGAAGAUGGCUAAUGCUCCACAUGCUGUUUCCAGCAGCACAGCAGAUACUGGGAUGGCUUUGCUGCUAGCAUCUGCUAGAAGACUCGUGGAAGUCCAUAACAUUUCAAUUUCUCCAAGUAUGGACUACUGUGAAGCUGAUAUUCUGGGAGUUAAAGUUGCUGGAGCUACUCUGGGGAUCAUUGGCAUGGGCCGCAUUGGGUAUAAGAUUGCUGUGAGAGCCAAAGCAUUUGAAAUGAACGUUUUGUACCACAACAGGACACGGAGGAAAGUGCAAGAGGAGCAAGCUGUCGGUGCCACUUACUGCAAAAAGAUAGACAGUUUACUCCAGCAGGCGGAUUUUGUGAUGCUGGUGGUGAGCCUGACACCUCAGACACACAAGCUGAUUGGGAAAAGAGAGCUGGAGCUGAUGAAACCCACAGCUACCCUCAUUAACAUCAGCCGAGGUGCAGUAGUUGACCAAGAGGCGCUGGUGGCAGCUCUGCAGACCGGUGUUAUCAGGGCCGCGGCUUUGGAUGUCACCUCCCCAGAGCCACUGCCCAGAGAUCAUGCAUUGUUAAAAUUAAAGAACGUCAUUAUAACACCUCACCUCGGCAUUAAAACAGACAAGGCCACCUACAUGAUAACAGAGGAAGCAGUUGAAAACAUACUAGCAGCCCUGAAUGGUCUCCCCCUACCCAGUGAAGUGCUCCCUAGCUGAUAUGUGAAAGGAUAUUGCAUAUCUUUUUAUUCUUCUCUUUGUCUUUUUAUUCUUAUCUUUCCCCUUCACAUCAGCUCUAAAGAUCUUGUUAAAUACAAAUGUUCAUACACCACACUAAAGCUUGGAAGGAA
Molecule: messenger RNA, 1118 nt
Organism: Agelaius phoeniceus (red-winged blackbird)
Lineage: Eukaryota; Metazoa; Chordata; Aves; Passeriformes; Icteridae
Product: putative 2-ketogluconate reductase
Cellular component (GO): cytosol
Molecular function (GO): NAD binding; glyoxylate reductase (NADPH) activity; hydroxypyruvate reductase [NAD(P)H] activity
Source: RefSeq, a predicted model, not a curated record